Molecule: messenger RNA, 4596 nt
Organism: Archocentrus centrarchus (flier cichlid)
Lineage: Eukaryota; Metazoa; Chordata; Actinopteri; Cichliformes; Cichlidae
Gene: esr2b
Product: estrogen receptor 2b
Exons: 10
Coding region: 277-2274 (665 amino acids)
Biological process (GO): estrogen receptor signaling pathway; cellular response to estradiol stimulus; regulation of DNA-templated transcription
Cellular component (GO): nucleus
Molecular function (GO): sequence-specific DNA binding; zinc ion binding; steroid binding
Source: RefSeq, a predicted model, not a curated record
CUGACACACCAGCAAUGAAGAAGUUCGUGGGGGGAAUAACGCGGAGGAAUACGCGCCGUGUACAUGUGCUGUGCGUUCAAUUUCACUUUUACGCUUUCAAUUUUCCCUCCGGCAUUUAUUGACUCUUUGUAGCGACUUUGGAGAAGUAAAGCAGCAGAAACGGCAGCUGACAUGUUCCUCUGACAGGACCUACUCACAGAAGAAGAUGCAGUAGAGUACCACCUGCAACGUCAAAUUAUUCUUCAUUCUCAGCAUAUACAAUAUAGCCCCCCUGACAUGACUUCCUCUCCUGGGCUGGAUGCUGCCCCGUUACCCCUCCUUCAGCUCCAGGAGGUCGACUCCAGCAAAGCCACAGAGAGGGCGAGCUCCCCAGGACUUCUGCCUGCUAUGUACAGCCCUCCUGUGGGCAUGGACAGCCACACCGUCUGCAUCCCCUCUCCAUACACAGACAGUAACCAUGAUUAUAACCAUGGACACGGACCUUUGACCUUUUACAGCCCCUCCAUGCUGGGCUACUCCAGGCCACCCAUCACUGACAGUCCGUCAUCUCUGUGUCCCCCCCUCAGCCCCUCAGCUUUUUGGCCCUCCCACACUCACCACAAUGUACCUUCGCUGACUCUGCACUGCACUCAGCCUCUUGUCUAUAAUGAACCCAGCCCACAUGCACCGUGGCUGGAUCCCCAAACUCACAGCAUCAACCCCAGCAGCUCCAUCAUCAGCUGUAACAAGAUGCUGGGAAAGAAAUCUGAAGAAGGAGCGGAAGGAGUGAAAUCCUCCUCGUGCUCAUCUGCACUAGGGAAAGCCGACAUGCACUUCUGCGCCGUGUGCCACGACUACGCCUCUGGGUACCACUAUGGUGUGUGGUCCUGUGAGGGCUGUAAGGCUUUUUUCAAGAGAAGCAUCCAAGGACACAAUGAUUAUAUUUGCCCUGCCACAAAUCAGUGCACUAUUGACAAGAACCGCCGUAAAAGCUGCCAGGCCUGCCGCCUACGUAAAUGCUAUGAAGUGGGCAUGAUGAAGUGCGGUGUGAGGCGUGAACGUUGUGGUUUUCGCGGAGCCCGACACCGUCGCAGUGGACUUCAAACUCGGGAUACAACAGGUCAGAAUUUGGUACGGGUUGGUUCAGGUUCUCGGGCUCAGCGCCAUCUUCACCUGGGGAUGCCUGUCUCCACACUGACCCCCGUCCCUCACGCGAAUUACAUGCACCACUCAGCCAUGAGCCCAGAGGAGUUCAUUUCCCGCAUCAUGGAGGCAGAGCCCCCCGAGAUCUACCUCAUGGAGGACCUGAAGAAGCCUUUCACCGAGGCCAGCAUGAUGAUGACCCUCACCAACCUGGCAGACAAGGAACUGGUCCUCAUGAUCAGCUGGGCCAAGAAGAUCCCUGGCUUUGUAGAGUUGAGUCUAACAGACCAAAUCCACCUGCUGAAGUGCUGCUGGCUGGAGAUCCUCAUGCUGGGUCUAAUGUGGAGGUCGGUGGAUCAUCCUGGAAAACUAAUCUUCUCUCCAGAUUUCAAACUCAACAGGGAGGAGGGACAGUGUGUGGAGGGCAUCAUGGAGAUUUUCGACAUGCUGCUGGCGGCCACCUCUCGGUUUCGUGAGCUGAAGCUGCAGAGGGAGGAGUAUGUCUGUCUGAAGGCCAUGAUUCUGCUCAACUCCAAUCUGUGCACAAGCUCCCCUCAGACAGCAGAAGAGCUAGAAAGCAGAAACAAGCUGCUGCGUCUCCUGGACUCUGUGAUCGAUGCUCUGGUCUGGGCCAUUUCCAAACUGGGUUUAUCCACCCAGCAGCAGACUCUGCGCCUCGGCCAUCUCACCAUGCUGCUCUCCCACAUCCGGCACGUCAGUAACAAAGGCAUGGACCACCUGUCCACCAUGAAGAGGAAGAACGUGGUGCUGGUGUACGACCUCCUCCUGGAGAUGCUGGACGCCAACAUAUCCAGCGGCAGCAGUCAAACGUCCUCGUCCUCACCUAGUUCUGACACCUACUCCGAACAGCAACAGUACCCCCCGCCGCCAUCUCACCUGCAGCCAGGCCCCGACCAGACCACUACCGAUGCUGACAAUACCACCGUGCCUCCACAUAGACCAGCUGAAGUCCCGGUCCUGGACAGAGACCUGCAGACCCUCCAGGCUACACCUCCAUCACAGAGUUUAGUGGGGUCUCACUUGGACAGCAAUGAUUACAUCUCUGCAGAGCUGGAUGAUGGGGAUGCAGGUCCAUCGGCGGAGUCAACAAACUACUUCACCCCUGGCAGAGUUGUCAUGGAAACAGCCUGAGAGUGACAGAACUAAAAGACUAAUACUGAACCUUAAUGGAUACCCAUCUCCCAAAGACUGGAAAAAAAAAACAAAACAAAACAGAAAGUGCUGUUGUGAGGUAACGUUUCCCUUGUCGAGAUGUUUUUAGUCUUUAAAAAUUUUUUGAUCGAAUGUAUAUUUUGUGUGUGUAACUAUUUCUUGUGAGUGUGCACUACCAUUGAUGUUCACGGGGACGUCGCUGGCUGUCUGCCAGCACUCUUUUUUUGAUAAACAGUAUUUGUAUCUCUUUUUAUCACCGUGGUGUAACAUCCAGAACAAGCCAUCUACAAACCAUCUCCACUUACUCGUGAGGGCGCCCGCGGCCAAUAAGUUAACAUCCAUGUCCGUAUGAGGGCUGUUAGUCAUACAACAAUGAAAAGAGCUGUUCUCCAUCACCCUGUUGUGUUUUUUUCCCCCUCUUUUACUGCUGUGCACGUUGGUGUCUGUGCCUGUUCAAGCAGGAUUUUUCUACUGUCUUUGUACUUACCUGUUUGUGAAUUAGAGCAGCAGUAUGUGGCCUUUUACCAAAAUGACUGUUAAACUUCCCUGUUUAUCUGGUUAAACUAAGGCUGAAUUUAUACAAUAACCAGUGGUGUAGACCCUCUUCUGUGGGCAAAAUUCAAAAUGUUGUCAUAUUGCUAAAGUUAAUUCCUUUAUAGUCAGCUUUAGCACUUUAGCAGUCAGACUGAAAGCCUUAAACAAGCCAUAAGAAAGCCAUGUUUAUACAAGCUAAAAUCUCAGAACCAUGAGCAUAACACACAAAAUUAAAUUACUUUAACAGAAACCGAAAUGUCAAAUGAACAGGAACCUAGCUUUUUAAUGCUAAACCUUAGCACUUGAUGUCACUCUUUAACCUACUGACCUUGGCUGUACUAGCAUGCUAAUGCUAACAAAUUAUCUAAGUGUGAAAAUGAAUUGCGACUGACAAUAUGCACAUCCCUUCUGUUAAAAUGACCAUAAUUUACCUAAUGGACUUUUUUUUCCAUUACGACCUGAAACUUGUGACUGAGCCCAUAAAGUCAACAGAAACGUGUUUGCUUAGGUCACAGAGUCAGAGCACCAAGAGCAAGUUUAUCCCGACCACUGCAAGUCUUUUAGUAGCCGGGCUGAGGCGUUACCUUCUCUUCUCAGAACCUGAAAACAUUCUAACCUACAUAGUAACAUAGUUACAAAAUAAAAAUAACCCCCAUUUAACUUUUUAUCAUUAAAAAAAAAAAUCACAUGUAAUAGAAUUUUAAUUAAUCUAUGUAUGUAUCAUUUUAGCACAUUGACUAUUAGUGCUUUUAAAUUAGCUUGCUAACUGUAUACAAUGUGUGUUAGCAUUGUAACAGUCUGACACAAAAAAAGACUGUGUAGGUGAACAUGUUGCACACUGCACACACGUAUCUAAAUUAGCAGAUAAAACAAGCUGGUGAAAACUGAUGUUACUGUUUCAUAGUUUUACACCAAAAAGUACAACAAAAAUGAUUUAUUUUCUAAAUUAAUAUGUAUUAGUAAGCCACAAACAGACUGGCAACCCAUCAAUGGUCUUAGCCUUAUGACUUGGUAGGCUCUGAACUCACUUAUAAUAUCUGACUGUGGACAAUUUGGAGGACACACACGGUGAAUCCUGCAAAUUUUUUUCUCCAAGAAGUUUAACUCUGAAUAAAAAAAAACAGUACCUAUUCAGUGUUUUUUUUAAUUCAACCAUCACAUGGAAUUAAUGUUCUUUGCUGUACUGUUUCUAGUAAAAACAAACUGAGUUUUGGCAUCAGUCCAAACUUUUUAUGGCUCAUUUGUGUGGCUUCUUUGCUUUAUGAUCUCAUUAACCGCAUAAGAGUUGAGAGAACAGCCAGUUAUUUGGUGCAUCAAAACUCCAAAUGGCUUAGUUUUCAUAACACAAAACAAACUAAAAGGAAUAAAUGCACCAUUAACAUGCUUGUUGGACAUAAAGUCAUAAAAUGUGCCACUUGUGUGCCAGUGUAAAUUUAACCUUAGUGCCAGAUGAUCUUAACACUGUUAAUAGACUGAUAUAUGUUCACUCUGCUUUAUUUCCUGAUGUCUGUGGAUUGUACAUGCAUGAACACAAACCCAAAUCUGAUGCUGAAAAUGUUUGUUGGCAGUGCGCGCACACUGCGUCAGAUCUCUGUUUUCACCUGCCUUUCCUGUCAGCUCACAACCGGGUUCUCGUCUCUAGCCUGUGAUACAGUAAGCACUCAGCAGCAGCAGCUCAUGGCAAACAUGGUUUAUUGUCAGUUCAAAAUUACAAACAGUACAUCCCAUAAAUAAGAGAUCACAAAAUAAAUCAAGCUUUACACACUU